AGUGCUAUUCCCGCCUUCGAGACAAAAGCUCAACGCGUAACCAAAAGUGGCAGUGUUAAAAAGUCAAAAUUAGAACGAAGACAGUUUUGAAAUUCGAAUAAUGUCGCGGACAUUUUGAAAAAUUAGUGGAUAAUAAAUUAAUUUUAAUUUUAAAGUGUUCAUUUAUUAGGCCUUUUUUAUUAAAUUUUAUUUUAAAGACUGAAUAUAAAAUUCAAGAUGGGUUUCGACUUUUCGCGAAGGCAGUGGUUGACAAUAGUUGUAAUAUCUAUUGCAGACUUCUGCAAUGCUAUCUGCGUCGCUCUGCAGGCACCAUUUUACCCACAAGAGGCAGAGAAGAAAGGAUGUACAGCCACAGAGUUUGGGCUGGUGUUCGGUGUGUUUGAGUUAGUGGUGUUUCUAGUCAGUCCUAUUUAUGGCGCCCACCUCAACAAACUGGGCCCCAAGCUGCUGUUCAAUGGAGGUAUCCUCACGACGGGCACAUGUGCCAUUUUAUUCGGAAUGCUGGAUAAAGUUGAAGGCCAUGUUCCCUUCAUCACAUUGAGCUUCAUCAUCCGAAUUGUAGAAGCCAUGGGGAAUGCUGCGUUCCUCACAGCCUCCUUCGCGAUCAUCGCCAAGGAGUUCCCUAACAAUGUCGCCACCAUGUUUGCUUCCCUAGAAACCUUCUUCGGUCUGGGUCUGAUCGUCGGUCCAACGUUGGGAGGUGCUCUAUACGACUUCGGAGGCUACAGCUUACCUUUCGCUGUGCUGGGAUCAGCUCUGUUCUGUGCAGCUGUCAUGAGCUGCUUGGUGCUGCCCAAGAGUCAUGAUGAUGAGGAUCUGAAGCCCAGUGGACCAUCAAUGCUAUCGCUCCUGAAGGUGCCUGGAGUACUGCUGUCCGCACUCAGUAUUAUGAUGACCAGUAUGAGCAUUGGAUUCCUGCAGGCGACUCUUGAACCACAUCUACGUCAAUUCCAGUUCUCAUCCAUGGUGCUAGGUCUGAUGUUUGUGAUCAACGGCGGAGUGUACGCGGUGUCCGCGCCCGGCUGGGGAUGGCUGUGCGACCAUCCAGCCAUCAAGCAGAAGUACGUCAUCGCUGUAGGAUGCGCCUUCGUGUCCGCUGGGUUCCUCCUCAUUGGACCUGCGCCGUUCUUUGAUAUGGAAACCCAAAUGUGGGCGGUGAUACUUGGCUUGAUGCUGCACGGUUUGGGUAUGGGCAGUCAGCUCGUCGCAUCGUUCUCUGAUGCACUCGGAACGGCUAUAGCCAGUGGUCUCCCGAACUCCAUAGAGACGUACGGGCUGGUGUCAGGCAUGUGGACGUCCACGUUCGCCCUGGGCGCGUUCAUCGGGCCCACCGUGUCGGGGCUGCUGUUCGACUCCAUCGGGUUCCGCAGCUCCACACUCUUCGUGUUCAUCCUGCAUCUGGUUGUGAUGGUGAUGAUGCUAAUGUUCACCUGGACUUGUGACCGCUCCUCCAAGAUGGAUGUAUCCGUAUCUGCUGGAGACUUACUGCAGAUCGACGGGACACUGGACGAGAGUGUGCUCAUUGGAGACAAGUUCCUGCCUCCUCCGAGGACCAAGAGAUGGGCGAGCCGAAGUCAGGUGGAGGAUCCUCUGGUCGAAAACAUGGUCAUCGGUGACAAUCUACAAGAGCAAAGGACGAGAAGCCGCCGCUGCGGUAUCAGCGUGGAGCAGUCUCGGCCUCCUGCCAUGAACAGCCUGAUCGCCUGCUCCAGCUAUAAGAACAGGAGGAGUCCCUGGAGCCAGCGCACUCCUCGGUACAGGCCCACUUACGGCAGCCUCGACCAUAGGUACAGGGGCGCUUAUAACACAUAAGUUAAUUUAAAAUGUUGUAAAAUAAGUUUAGUUAGGAACUUUAUUAUUAUCUGUACCUAUAUUUUUGCGUUAUGAGUAGAGAUCAAACUGAAUUAAUUAUUACUUGCUACUGACGUACCAGCGCGACAAUCGCCGUGUCGUGUGUCGCGGAAUGCUGCUCAUGAAUAUGAGCCUCUAGCAUGGCUUGAAACUAGUCGAGUUCCUCGUCAAAACAGUACGUGAGUAAGCCGAUAACAUAAUAAUUAAUUUAGUAUGUCUCACGAAAGUUAUAAUAAAAUUAGAGAUCAAACUAUCCAAAAUUAUCGAUUUUGUUUAUUGAUUUUUAAUUAGUUGAUUUUUAGUUAAGUAACAGAAUCUUAUUAGGGAGAAAAGUUAUUCAUACGGCUAUAUACCAAAUAUCUAGAUAAAAAAUAUUUAUGAGAUGAGAGAGAUAAAGAGAGGAUGAGCUCUUUAUGAUUUUUGACGUCAUAUUUGGGUUUAAUACCAAAGAUAGUUUAAUUUCUUUUAACGGUGCCCUCACUAAGAUUUUCUUUGUGUCGUGGGUGACUUUACAAACAUAGAAGUUCAUAUACACAUGACACUCAGACCCGAAACAACAAUUUGUGGAUCACACAAAGAUUUGCUCCGUGCGAAAAUCGAACUCGUUGCACGGCAGCUGGUUGAAGAUCUUAAACGUUAUUACUCCUUUUUUGUUAAAAUUGCUCAAUUUGAUAGAAAGUAACUGUAGGUAUUCCUUUAAUAUUUAUUUUGUGACAUUUAAUUAUUUGACUACCCGAGACAAUGAAUCUGAAGGUGCUUAGCAUUACGAAGAUAUGUAGCUAAGCAGUAAUUUUACUGAAGUUUAUAAAUAUUUUAUUAUAGGAAAAUAGUAUAUAAUGUUAAUGAGUCUAGUUUAUGUUCUACAUAAGUACCGUUUGAUUAUAAUUCUUUAUAUAGUUACCAAUAUAAAUAAUCCUGUAAAUAUGUAUCAUAUUUCUAGUUUUAUUUUUCUGUGAAAAUAAUUUAGUUAAAUAAAGAUUCUUUAUUACUUUA
Molecule: messenger RNA, 2844 nt
Organism: Spodoptera frugiperda (fall armyworm)
Lineage: Eukaryota; Metazoa; Arthropoda; Insecta; Lepidoptera; Noctuidae
Product: MFS-type transporter SLC18B1-like
Exons: 12
Coding region: 217-1812 (531 amino acids)
Biological process (GO): transmembrane transport
Molecular function (GO): transmembrane transporter activity
Source: RefSeq, a predicted model, not a curated record